CAGUUUUGGUAGUGCUGGCCACCUGCGUGGUUCAAUUCAAAGAUAGUUUGGCUAUUAGAUAAGCACUUCUUAUCGGCUUUAAUGCCUUUCAAAUUACAAGUAUAAAACGAGCAUUGAACACCCGAUUAUAGUUCAGUCUAUCCUCAGUUGGUAUCGAGUAGUUAACAUUGUUGAUCGGACACCAGUAAUCAUGAUGAAACUAGUGUUGCUCCUUGCCCUCAUUCCGGUCGUCUUACUGCAGAAUGCUGACAAUGUGGAUCACCAAAGUUGGGACCGAGUUGCGUUUCGCCCAUGCGCCGGUGUUCGGCCCGUACCUCGAGAGCUUCGUUUGAAGGACUGCCCGAGUAUGCCAUGCUUAUUACCGAGAGGUACUGAGGCAAAAAUGGCCAUGGAUUUCACUUCGGUUCAGGAAGCCACGAGUCUGCACACCACUGUUACCGCAACAGCAUUGGGUGUAACUGCACCCUAUGAGCUGCCAGCUGAUCGUGCAGUUGCUUGCAACUGGCUAGUGCAAUCCCGUUGCCCAACAAGCACCGGAGAGGAUUUGACCUACCACCUGAGCAUGCCGAUCACUGCUAUCUACCCGUUAGUUAGCGUGACCAUCGAAAUCGAUGUCGUGGAUCAAACGCAACAGUCACAUGGAUGUUUUGUCAUUGAUGCUCGCGUUGUUCCCAGCUAAAGAUGCAUUUCAAGCGCGUUAUACAAUUCUGUUUAUUUGUUAAGAAAGAAAUAUUAAUAAUUGAUUGAAAAAGUUUAAUGUGUACAUAAAACUUGUGUCUACGUUUGACAUUUUCUACGAAUAACUUCCACGUUCAAUGCAAAUAAGUUACAAUAGCACUUGAGAUUAAAACAUUGAGGUUUAUCAAUACGGAAAUAACCCUUAUCAUUAGCUCAGCAUGCAAGCACUGAAAUACCUACAUAUCCCACAUUAUUGUAUGCCCCAGUUUUUUUUUCCUAUUUCAAUCUCGUACCGGGGAACAAGUGCCAAAGCAAAUCUGCCGUUCGAAGCUGAGUCCGAUCACGAAGAACAACUCCAACCGUGUCAUGCAAAUGAUUCCCAAAUGCGGGUUAUUAAAUUCUUCCUUCCCUCUUAUGAAUAUUUGCCGAACAGUAAAACGAAUGGAACUCUCCUCGAUUGCCCUAACGUGCUGCUGCUGCUGCUGCUGCCUAUUGGAAGUAUGGGAAGACUGUUGACUCUUCGCUAGAGAAGAUUGGUGCUUCUCCCGAAGCAUGAAUUCCAUGUCUCAUGUUCUAUCUACUGCGGACGGCGGACGGAUUGCUGCUUCCCGGUCUGUUAUUGGAGGUCCUCUCGGCGCAUAAGCACUACACAGCAUAUGUAUGUAAGCUACCGGGUGCUACGAGUCUCUGUCUGUUCCCAUUACUCUUCACUGUACAAUUUAAUAAAAUGUGCCUUAAUGUGCCUCCUUCGACUCGACAAAAAACGAUGAAACGCGACCAAUGGAACAAUGACAAGGUUAUGAAAUUCCCGUCGCUGGUCGUACCGCCGCACCGCCACCAGCAACAUCAGAAGGAGCAGCCGGUCGUCGUCAUCAUCCCGUGUGGUAGCCUACACGCGUCUGCUUUGAGCCAAAGAAUGACUGGUCUGAGAGAACAUUUUCGCCGUUUCUGAUACAUCAUUAUGAUUUAGCAAUUUUUCUCCAGCUGCCCUCGGCAUAGUUAAUGUCUUCUUUUAAUGGUCUCGGUUUUCGCUGUCUCUACCUGUGGUGGCUGUUAGGCCCUCGAGCAGAUAAGAGAUCCAUUUCUUAAACGUCAUAAUAUUUGCUUAAUUGAUUCUAGUGCUUUCGUUCAUUGUUCGGGGAUUAUUUCUUGCUGCUGCAGAAUGGAACUGGGGUUGAAUGCUCAGUUCGGUCUCUUUGAAUAGUGUUCACGAGUUUUGCGAUGUUUGUUGAGAAAACAUUCAAAGUUUUGUUGGUGUACCGCUUUUGACGGAAAUGUUAUGAGAAUUACUGAGUUUUUUAUGCUACAAAAUUGUGAGUCAA
Aedes albopictus (Asian tiger mosquito) is the source of this 2000-nucleotide messenger RNA. Its product is annotated as NPC intracellular cholesterol transporter 2-like. Gene Ontology annotation, molecular function: sterol binding. Bases 191 to 679 code for a protein of 162 amino acids. NCBI's taxonomy places the organism in Eukaryota, Metazoa, Arthropoda, Insecta, Diptera, Culicidae. The record is from RefSeq and is a predicted model, not a curated record. Gene Ontology annotation, biological process: intracellular cholesterol transport. The transcript has 2 exons.